Molecule: messenger RNA, 4713 nt
Organism: Vicia villosa (hairy vetch)
Lineage: Eukaryota; Viridiplantae; Streptophyta; Magnoliopsida; Fabales; Fabaceae
Exons: 4
Source: RefSeq, a predicted model, not a curated record
AUGGCUAACAGUGUGACCGUCAACAAAAAUACUACGAAGCAUACCUUCUCUUGCAGUUUCUACCGUGAGGAUAUAACACCUUUGGUCCGAUUGAGCACCCGAGUUACUGGGCAAAAUUUGGAUGAAUUCAGAAAGACUUAUGGCCACAUUCUGCUUAUGUUAACUACUCGUAUUGAUGAGUGGGGUCUCUAUACUCUUCUUCAGUUUUAUGAUUCUGAGCUGCGCUGCUUUACCUUUCAAGAUUACCAAUUAGCCCCUACCCUCGAAGAGUAUGCACACAUUCUUCAAAUCAAAGUUCAACAUAAGGAUAACUGGAAGCCUAAUGGUGGGACCCAUGGAUUCUAUGUGAAAUUUCUGAUGAGGGAAGCUGAAACCCUUGCUGAUAAGGAAAAGUGGAAAGAAUUCAAUGCUCUUCUGGCCGUCAUGAUCUAUGGAUUAGUGAUGUUCCCGAAUAUUCCAAAUUUUGUUGAUCUCACUGCCAUUUGUCUCUUCAUGGAUCAAAAUCCUGUACCCACCCUGUUGGCCGACACUUAUUAUGCCAUCCAUUCUAGGUAUGGAAAAAAGGGAUCAGUUGGGGGUUGUUUGCCAAUACUGUACGAAUGGUUUUCUUCACAUUUGCCUAAAAGCGGAGCAUUUGUCACUACAAGAGAUUCACAGAAGUGGCCCCAAAGGAUUAUGGGACUUACUGCAAAUGAUAUUGUUUGGUAUCACCUCCGAACGGACAUCGAGCAAGUUAUAACCAGAUGUGGAAGUUUUGGCAAUGUUCCUCUCAUAGGGACAAAAGGAGUUAUCAACUAUAAUCCGAAGCUAGCACUGCGCCAGUUGGGUUUUGUACUGAAGGACAAGCCUUUGGAUAAAGAGAUAUUUGAGUCCGUUUGUUUUGAAAAAGGAACCGAUCCAGAAGGUUUGGAGAAAGUAAGGAGUGCGUGGAACAAAAUUCACACAGAAGACCGAACUACCUUGGGGGGAAAGAAUGCCAUUGCUAAGAAAGCUUAUACUGAAUGGGUUGAAGAAAGAGUUAAGGAGCGCCUGCUGCCUUUCCCGAAGGUUAGCCCUCUAUAUGAACAACCACCUGAGAUUUUAACUGCCACUGUACCAGCUGAGGAGUACAACCAAGUACAUGUGGAGAAUAUCAGGUUGCGAGAAAAAGGGGAAGACGCUAAAAUAAAGUACUUCUUGGUGGAUCAGAAAAGGGCUGAAUUAGCACAUGAGAGGGUAGCAAUCAAGAAGAAGCUUGAAGAGGAAAUUACUCAAAAGAUAGCCGUGGAGACACAACUUAAAGGUAGUCAUCUUCGUUCCGCUCGACUAACAGAAGAGAAUGCAAAGCUCAGAAACCAGAUAGCAGAAAUGGAAAGUACAUCUGAAAAGAAUACCCUCCCUGAUUGCAAAGGAUGUGAGAGCUUGGUGGCCCACUGUGAUAUGUUAGAUGGGCAGUUGUUUCGCAAAGAUGUGGUGAUUCAAACAAUUGCACCUCCGCCUACACAUCGCUACUACACAAGGGCUAAUCACUCACUGCAAAUGGAUCAGUUAAGGGACGAUCUUAUCCAAAUGAGAACUCAGGUUACUGCUCAGAUGGCUCAGUUCAUGGAAGUCAUGCAAAACAUGGCUGAUCGCCAAGAAGAGCUCAGGAUCCGAAUGGACACAGUUGCUCAGGUUGUUGCGGACCCCCCGCAAAGAAACCCUGCUGAUAUUCGUGUCAAUGGUGAGCCUGUGAUCGGAGGACCUGGUGUGAUUCCUCCUGCUACCAAUCAAGGUAAUCCUUAUGGGCCUCCCCAGCCCAUUCCUGAAGGUCAAGCCACACAACAAAUCAGAAGAGCUGCUGCCAUCCCCGUGUUGGAAGAGGAUCGGCAUGAGGAUCUAUUUCCUGAAAGUGAGUUGGGAUUUCCACAUGAUGCUGGAAGGUUGUUCAGAGGACUGGAGGAAAGGAUGAGGGCCAUGGAAGGCCAAGGACUUGGUAUGGACAUUAAUGACUUGGGUUUAGUUCCCGGUGUCCGUGUGCCGCCGAAAUUCAAAGUGCCAGAUUUUGAGAAGUACAAGGGGAAUACUUGUCCCAAGACCCAUGUCCGAGCUUACUACCGCAAGAUGCAUGUCUAUUCUGAGGAUGAGGGGCUGUUGAUGCAUUUCUUCCAAGAUAGCCUAACUGGGGCAUCUUUGGAAUGGUAUAUGAGAUUGGAGAGAGCUAAUAUCCGAAGUUGGAGGGACCUGGUUGAUGCUUUCAUAAAGCAGUAUCAGUAUAAUGUUGACAUGGCACCAAAUCGCACUCAGUUACAGAAUCUAUCCCAGAAAGCUAAUGAGUCCUUCAAAGAAUAUGCACAGAAAUGGCGCGAGUUGGCAGCUAGAGUCCAGCCACCUAUGUUGGAAAGAGAAAUGAUGGACUUGUUCACCAACACUCUGGAGGGCCAAUACUACUCCGCCUGCUCUGCAUCCUCAAGUUUUGCCGAGUUGGUUAUGAUUGGUGAGCGAAUUGAAAGUGGGAUUAAGGCUGGUAGAAUACAGAAUCCAAGUGCUGCUAGUUCCUCUUCUGGGGCAGGAGGGAAGAAACCAUAUAACGGAUUUGCUAAGAAGAGAGAAGGUGAAACGAGUGCUGCUUACUAUGGUAAAGGUAAAAGCCAUGUUUAUCAACAGGUGGCCGCUAUUACUAUACCGAGUACUCCUCUUCAACAACAACCACAACAACAGCAGAGGCAUCCCCCACGUCAGUAUCAGCAAAAGUCGAGGCCACCAAGAAUUUUUGAUCCCAUACCUAUGACAUAUGCACAAUUACUCGCUCAUCUCUUACAUGGGGACUUGGUGCAACUUCGUACCAUGGGCCCUCCACCUGCUAAGCUUCCUCCUAACUAUGAUGCUAAUGCCCACUGUGAGUUUCAUUCUGGGGCUGCUGGUCAUGAUAUUGAACAUUGCAUAGGACUCAUGCAUAAAGUACAGGAUCUGCUCGAUUCAAAAGCUAUUGAGUUCACCCCUACUCAAGGACCUAACGUUGUACAGAAUCCUAUGCCUUCCCAUGGAACUCAUGCCGCAAAUGCCAUCGAUACUGUUGAAGACAUUUACUUGGUCAAGGAUGUUAUCGAAUUGGGAUCGUUGUUGCCAUUAUUGAAGAAGGAAUUAUUGAGGAUGAGACUAUACGCUGGUUGUGGAGAAUUCUGUACUGAUUGUAUGGUCACCUCCUCAGUUUGUGACAAGGUGAAAGAUGGGAUUCAACAGUUGAUAGAUAGUGGGUAUCUACAGUUUGAGCAUGUGCGACAUCCAAAGUCAGUCAAGAAUGAGAUCAAUGUGCUAUCCAUCCCGUAUACUCCUACUAAAAUCCCGAUCCCUGGCAGAGCGCCGCCUUUGGUCAUCACGUUGCCUGGUCCCAUCCCAUAUACUAGUGAGAAAGCAAUCCCAUGGAAUUACGGCGGAGAAGUUUUCUACCAAGGGGCCAAGUAUGAGAUUAAAGCACCGGUUGAGAAAGAAGAUGUUGAUAAUGUUGGUGGUAUUGGAAGAAUGACAAGAAGUGGUCGUAUUUUCAAUCCUCCCCAGAAUACUCGCGAUGACAAUGCAGAAGCUCUAGCUCAAGCAAAAGGGAAAAGAGUGGUAGAAGAUACGGUAGAUCCGGGGCAAAGCUCUAACUCUGAAGAUACUGUGGCCAAGGAGAUGGAAGAGUUCCUAAAGAUCAUCAAGAAAAGUGAGUAUAAAGUGGUUGACCAAUUGAGUCAAACUCAAUCAAAGAUUUCGAUCUUGCAGUUGCUCUUGUGUUCGGAGACACAUCGAAACGCUUUGCUGAGACUUUUAAGUACUGCUUUCGUCCCUCCAGAUAUCUCAGUGAAUCAACUUGAAGGGGUGGUGUCAAACAUCAAUGCUGGUAAUGGAUUGGGAUUCACUGACGCAGACUUGCCCCCCGAAGGUAGAAACCAUAAUAGAGCUUUGCAUAUAUCAGUGGAAUGUAAAGGGACUAUGUUAUCUCGUGUUCUCGUGGAUAAUGGAUCUUCUCUGAAUGUAUUACCGAAGUCGUCUUUGAUGAGGCUGGAUUACUCUGGUGUUGAGAUAAGGCCGAGUGAAUUGACAGUGCGAGCCUUUGAUGGGUCAAAGAGAUCAGUAUUUGGGGAGGUUGACUUGCCAAUAAUGAUAGGCCCUCAGCUUUUCACUAUUACCUUCUUUGUGAUGGAUAUCCACCCGUCUUACAGUUGUCUCCUGGGACGUCCAUGGAUCCAUGCUGCUGGGGCCGUGACUUCCACAUUGCAUCAGAAACUCAAAUUCACGACUCAAGGAAAGAUAGUCACAAUAUGUGGGGAGGAAGAACACGUGGUAAGCCAUCUUGCGUCCUUCAGGUAUAUUGAUGUGGAAGGAGAGGUCCACGAGACGCCGUGCCAAGCCUUUGAGGCUGUCCAGACUAUCAAGAUCCCUUAUGUUGAAAAUAAGAAGUUAGGGGCCCCCAUGUCUUCACUAAAGGAAGCUAAAGCUGUGGUUGAAUCUGGUCAUCCUGAAGGAUGGGGCCGAGUCUUGGAUCUACCAAUCAAGCAGGAUAGGGGUGGGAUUGGAUAUCAGUUGGGUCAGAGUUCAUCUAAUGAGGCCUCCAAGAAGCCCGAAACCUUCAUUCCGAUCAAGUUCUCUAGUGCUGGCAUCGUCAAGGAUCAUAUUUGCGCUGCUGAUGAUGAUAUGGAUAGUGAUUAUGACAUUGAAGAAUGGAUCAAGCCGUGUGUCCCGGGACAGAAGCUUCUCAACUGGUCAUCCGAAGAC